This is a messenger RNA of Elephantulus edwardii (Cape elephant shrew), 862 nucleotides long. It is a transcript of the gene CACNG5, whose product is annotated as calcium channel, voltage-dependent, gamma subunit 5. Lineage: Eukaryota; Metazoa; Chordata; Mammalia; Macroscelidea; Macroscelididae. Gene Ontology annotation, cellular component: postsynaptic density membrane; AMPA glutamate receptor complex. Bases 6 to 833 code for a protein of 275 amino acids. Gene Ontology annotation, molecular function: voltage-gated calcium channel activity; channel regulator activity. The transcript is spliced from 5 exons. The record is from RefSeq and is a predicted model, not a curated record. Gene Ontology annotation, biological process: regulation of AMPA receptor activity; calcium ion transport; neurotransmitter receptor transport, postsynaptic endosome to lysosome.
GGAGGAUGAGUGGCUGCGGGAAGAAGGCCCUGACCCUACUGAGCAGCGUCUUCGCGGUGUGUGGCCUGGGCCUCCUGGGCAUCGCUGUCAGCACCGACUACUGGCUGUACCUGGAGGAGGGCGUGGUCCUGCCCCAGAACCAGAGCACAGAGAUCAAGAUGAGCCUUCACUCGGGCCUCUGGCGCGUCUGCUUCCUCGCAGGUGAGGAGCGAGGUCGCUGCUUCACCAUAGAAUAUGUGAUGCCCAUGAACACCCAGCUGACGUCGGAGUCCACAGUCAACGUGCUAAAGAUGAUUCGCUCUGCCACGCCGUUCCCUCUGGUCAGCCUUCUCUUCAUGUUCAUUGGGUUUAUCUUGAGCAACAUUGGACACAUCCGUCCCCACAGGACAAUACUGGCCUUUGUCUCCGGCAUCUUCUUCAUCCUCUCGGGCCUCUCUCUGGUGGUCGGCCUGGUGCUCUAUAUCUCCAGCAUCAACGACGAGAUGCUCAACAGGACCAAGGACUCGGAGACCUACUUCAACUACAAAUAUGGCUGGUCUUUUGCCUUUGCUGCCAUCUCCUUCCUUUUAACCGAGAGCGCCGGGGUGAUGUCCGUGUACCUGUUCAUGAAGCGGUACACGGCCGAGGACAUGUACAGGCCCCACCCUGGCUUCUACCGCCCACGUCUGAGCAAUUGUUCUGACUACUCGGGCCAGUUCCUGCACCCAGACGCCUGGGUCCGGGGCCGCAGCCCCUCUGACAUCUCGAGCGACGCCUCCCUGCAGAUGAAUAGCAACUACCCCGCCCUGCUCAAGUGCCCCGACUAUGACCAGAUGUUGUCAUCCCCGUGCUGAGCUCAGCCACCUCCCUCCCUGGACUGUGG